GGGCUGCGGGGCGCGAGCGGAGGAACUCGGGAAUCGACCGCCUCCGGCACCGCCCCAGUCACCUCGCUCUGCGGCCACCCGGCACCAGGAGCAGUCCCAGGCGGCGGCGCGACGGUCCCCGCCAUGUCUGCAGCCAUGAGGCAGAGGUUCGACCAGUUCCUUCACCAGAAGAACUGCAUGACUGACAUCUUGGCCAAGCUCGAGGCCAAGACCGGCGUGAACCGGAGCUACAUGGCCCUCGGUGUCAUCGGGCUGGUGGCUUUGUACCUGGUGUUCGGUUAUGGAGCCUCUCUCCUCUGCAACCUGAUAGGAUUUGGUUACCCAGCCUAUGUCUCAAUUAAAGCGAUAGAGAGUCCAAACAAAGAAGAUGAUACCCAGUGGCUGACCUACUGGGUAGUGUAUGGUGUGUUCAGCAUUGCCGAAUUCUUCUCUGACCUCUUCCUGUCAUGGUUCCCCUUCUACUACAUGCUGAAGUGUGGCUUCCUGUUGUGGUGCAUGGCUCCCAGCCCGGCCAACGGAGCGGACCUGCUCUACACGCGCAUCAUCCGUCCUUUAUUCCUGAAGCACGAGUCGCAGGUAGACAACAUGGUGAAUGACUUGAAGGACAAAGCCAAAGAGACUGCAGAUGCCAUCUCUAAAGAAGCCAAGAAAGCUGCUGUGAAUUUACUGGGUGAGGAAAAGAAGAGCACCUAAAUCACUGACUGGAUGAAACCUUUCUGCCCUCUCUGUACCUUCCUUUUAGAGCUUGAUGUUAUAUUAGGAACUGUGGUAUAAUCAUUUUAAUAAUGUUGCCUUGGAAACAUUUUUGAUAUAUUAAAAAAAGGAAUGUGUAAGUUUUUUUGCUUACUUUUACUGUCUGUAUACACAGGGAACAUUUAAAUUUAAUGCAAUGGGCAGUGUCCAAGUUUUUGGAAAGUACAUUUUGCCUCUGGGUAGGAAAAGACACAUGUCACCAUCCUGCAGGAAAAAUAAACUUAAAAUUAUAUAUCCUACAGGCUUUGUACUUCAGUGGGCUCUCUCUGCAUGCAUUUUCUCUGUACUUUUAGGAUACUCUAUAACGGUCUACUUCAUGUAAUGUACAAUUUUGUAUUAAAUGUUUUUAAUGUAUUUGUGCAUACACACGCAUAGGGAAAUGUUACUGUCUGUGCGUAAUGCUCAUGGGGAGCUCCUGCCAAAGGCUGAAGGUUCCACUGUGCUGGUGUGAUCUGAAUAAUACUUUAGAAAAUUAAUACACAUGAGUAAUGUUUCGAGUGAACAGUUAAGUGAUAAAUGAGGCUGAACUGGAGGCUGGCCUGGUGGUUUUCCUAACAUUGUAGCAGCUGAAUACAAAAACAGCUUUGUAAAGCAGUCAGUUGAGUGAUAAAUGGGGAAAGGUACACACACACAUCACAGCUCCCAGUUCUGCAGAACUACUAAUAUUGUCUUGUAGCUUUUUAAAAAUUGGCUGAUAAGCUUUCAAUCUGUCUGUUUUUAAGAUGCUAUAGUGGAAACCAUCCCUGGUUUCACCUUCAUAGCUGAAUAAUAUGUUGGUUUAGUCUUGUUUCUUUUCCAGUCUUUUUAAAAGCAGUUAAGGAACCUCCAGAGGCUUGCCCACUUCUGAUUACAUGUACAUUCUUGUUUUUAUCAUUAGCAACUACAUGCUAAUGAUGACACCAGGCUCUAAGAGCAAUUCUCGGAGAAGAAAGGAAGUAUGAUAUAACCCAUAAUCCAGCUGGCAGUGGUUAAGACAAACGGCCUUCACCUUCUUUCCCUGGCCUUUAGAGGUCAAACACCAGAUGCUUCCCUAGUUUACAAAUCAGAAUCAUUUGUAGUCCAUUUACACGCCUUCAUCUUUAUGCUUUACUUUGAUAAACUGCACACAACCUCAUAGUUUAAGUACAGAACACAAAGUUAAAAUUAAUGUCACUAGCUUGAUUAGCCACAUAGCUUAUAGGGACCUUGACAACUUGUCUGUACUACAGAAUCUGAGCUUUGCACCAACCAUACUGCUAGGAUGCUUCUGAAUUAGACUAACCUGACCAAAACAAGAGCAUAACAAAACUAACAUUAAAUAUCCAGGCCUGUAAAAUAUUUCUUAAAGCAAAUAAAGAUGAUUAGUUCCCUUUUAGAUAACAAUUAGGUAAAAUCAUGAUGUCUCAUGAAAUCAUUUCUCAUGAAAUAUCAAAGAUAUCAAAAAUAGGGGAUAAUAUCACCCUAAUAUUAUAAUAAUAUGGAUAAUAUCACACCCAUUAUUAUAAUAAUAUUUUUUGGGGGGGGAAUGUGAUGAUAAGGCAUCUUAUUAACCAUACCUUAAAAAACUUUUGGAAAGCAAACAGAAUUACUUGUUAUUGGAAGAAAAUCAAGCCUUAGAUUAAAGAUUUUAAAAAGUACCUCUAGGAGUAUUUAAAUCCCUUUCCCCAUAAAUAAACUAUGCUUUUCUUGGUGACAGAAGAAUGAAAAUUAGCAACUUCUAGCUAAUCAGAAUAUAUAAUCAGAUUGUUAGUAUACAAAAUAUGUAACUUUUAGUAUACAAAGUAUCAGGCAAGGUGGAGCAUACAAGUUACUAUUGCUCAUAACUACUUUACAGGCUAGUAUCAGUUUUAAAACUACUAUACUAAGAAAAUUCUGAAUGCAAUAUUUUUUAUCCCUAUAGCUUUAUCCUGCAGUGCAUUCUGUAAGAAAUUUUAGUUACUGUUUUUGGCAGUCAAUGUGUACAUAUUAAUGACAGGAGAACUUAUGAGUUGAGCAAUUCUGUCUGUUUCGUUUUCCCAAAUAAGAUAUUGCCAUGGCUAGAGUAUUUGAAAAACUAAUCGAGCCUGUGUCUAGCUAUAAGACAAGCAUUUGUUUAUACAUGAACACUAUUUCGGGGAUAUGUAAAGGCAAAGAAUUCCUACGACAAUUCUUCUCCUACUUAAGAGCUUCUGAUUGACAAUUACUGCUACUCUGGGGAGUCUUCUGCCUACAGCCUGAAGAACAUGAGCAUAGCCUUUAAAUAAGUUACCAACUAUCCUGAAGAUGUGAUACAGUAAAUGAAAAUGGAUAUAAAUAAAAUUCCGUUAUCUCAUUGAGCUGUUUUAGUUCAUUUUAUCUGAUGGGGCUUAAAAGACUUUCCCUAAAAACAUACCAACCAAAAAAAGUUUCUACCAAUAAUUAGCAUGAGAUGGAGAGGAAACCUAAACUACUCUUGACCUUUGAAAUAACACAGGUUUGAACUGCACGGGUCCAUUUACAUAUGGAUUUUUUUCAGUAAAUACAUACUACAGUACUACACGAUCUGUGGUUAAUUGAAUAUCCAGUUGCAAAACUGCAGCUCUGGAGAGCCGUUUGUUUGCAAAGUUAUCACUGGAUAGUUGACUGUGAUAGUUGUCAGCUGUACUGCUUUCUACUGGCAUAAUGUAUUACACACAGUCGCAUACAACUACUAGUUGGUGUUAUUAUUUGCAUGUAAGUAUAUUUUGAUGUAGUAAACACAUAUGUGCCUCCAAAUCACUCUGUACUUUAAGAGACCAAGAAAAGAACUUGGGAUUUUAUUAAAAAUACCUACUUCUGGAGGGCGUACUUUGGUCAGCUUCAUCUCCUGCAUUUGCUUAUUACAUGUCUGUAUGUCUAGAAUCAUGGUGUUUAGAGUAAUAGAUACAAUUCACAUCCUUAGCCAUCAAAUAUUACAGUUCUAUAUAAUACAGCAGGAGAAAGUAAAUAUAUUUGAGAAUGACCUUAUUUAAAAGUUUUUCUGGCUGCUUACUACAAUAUUAGCUUAUAAAGUAUCUUUGUAAACACACACCUCAGAGAACUAAGAGAAAUAAAGAGGUUAUUUGGUCAAA
Molecule: messenger RNA, 3800 nt
Organism: Globicephala melas (long-finned pilot whale)
Lineage: Eukaryota; Metazoa; Chordata; Mammalia; Artiodactyla; Delphinidae
Gene: REEP5
Product: receptor accessory protein 5
Source: RefSeq, a predicted model, not a curated record